This is a messenger RNA of Sinocyclocheilus anshuiensis, 1940 nucleotides long. Its product is annotated as iron-sulfur protein NUBPL-like. The coding region runs from base 21 to 1004 and encodes 327 amino acids. The record is from RefSeq and is a predicted model, not a curated record. Gene Ontology annotation, molecular function: ATP-dependent FeS chaperone activity; ATP binding; 4 iron, 4 sulfur cluster binding. The transcript has 11 exons. Gene Ontology annotation, biological process: mitochondrial respiratory chain complex I assembly; iron-sulfur cluster assembly. Gene Ontology annotation, cellular component: mitochondrion. Lineage: Eukaryota; Metazoa; Chordata; Actinopteri; Cypriniformes; Cyprinidae.
GUCUCUGGAAGCUUUAUAAGAUGAUUAAAUUACUCGACAGCUACAAACGGCUUUUGCAAAUAUAUACAUUGUCCUCAAAUAUUAUAGGCACACCACGUUUGCCUGGCAGAUUUGUUCCUUCACAUCAAAAUCGACAUGAAAUCCGCUUCAAGACUUCAGGUGCUGGUGAACGAGCUCUGCAGGAGAGACAGAGGCAGCACAUGGCACGAGGUUUGCCAAAACAGAAGCCCAUAGCUGGAGUCAAAGAGGUCAUUGUUGUUGCAUCAGGGAAAGGAGGGGUGGGAAAGUCCACAACAGCAGUGAAUCUUGCUCUUGGACUUAUGGCUAAUGAUCAGAGUAAAUCGGUGGGUCUUCUAGAUGCUGAUGUCUAUGGCCCCUCCAUUCCAAAGUUAAUGAACCUAAAAGGAAACCCUGAAUUAACAGACAAGAACUUAAUGAGACCACUUGUGAAUUUUGGAAUUCCUUGUAUGUCAAUGGGCUUUCUGGUUGAAGAGGUCGCACCUAUUGUGUGGAGGGGUCUGAUGGUGAUGUCAGCUAUUGAGAAACUCAUUAGACAGGUAGAUUGGGGGAAUCUGGAUUACCUUGUGAUUGAUAUGCCACCUGGAACUGGAGAUGUCCAACUGUCUAUUACUCAGAAUAUUCCAGUAGCAGGCGCUGUAAUCGUGUCCACACCUCAAGACAUUGCCUUGCUAGAUGCACGAAGAGGUGCCGAGAUGUUCAGAAAGGUUAACGUUCCGGUGCUGGGUCUGGUUCAAAACAUGAGUGUUUUCCAGUGUCCCAAAUGCAGUCAUCAAACACACAUUUUCGGCUCAGAUGGGGCUAAAGAGCUGGCUCAGACCCUUGGUGUUGAGAUGCUUGGGGACAUUCCUCUUCAUCUCAACAUUAGAGAGACGUCAGACAAGGGACAGCCCGUGGUUGUGUCAUCUCCAGAUAGUCCAGAAGCCGAGGCUUACAGAAGAGUUGCAGCAGCAGUAGUACGGCGACUAGCGGAGCAUCCAAGAUAAAUGACAUCCACACUUAAUGUAGUUUUGCUGACCUGAGAAAAACUAUCAGUAUUGAUUCACUGUCUCCUAAUCAACUUGUUUACCCAUUUAAAUUGGUAUCACAUACCUAUUAGAAUACUAUCAUUUAUGUUCUUUAUUUAUGUACUGACAUAUUGCUCAUAUUAUUUACAGAGAUUAAAAUAACAAAUAUUAAUAAAUCAGUUUGAUUUUAAACAGUUUGGCAAAAAGUAAGCUUUCAUUACAUAGCUAAUUAAGGUGUGAAAUAAUGAAAAUAAGAACUCACUGCAAUUAUGAUCAUAUUAAAAGUGCCCUAAUAUAAUGUCUGCAAAGAGCUCAGACCUAUUCCCACCGGAAUAGACUGACAAGAUGUUUACCCAAAAGGAACUGGGUCAAAGGGCAGAUUUAGUGUGGCUUCAAUCAAUGUCAUUGAUUUCACUUCAGCAAAGUAUCAUUCCACACUCUUUCUUGCAACAUAAAGAUGGUCAUUACAGGUCUUAACCACUUGAUGGCAUUGCAAAUGUUUUCAUGCAUCUUAUUGUGCUUUGUUUGAUUUAUAGUGAUAGCUAAAUGAGGUCUUUCACUUAAACUGUGACAAAUCUUCCUCUUUUGACAGUAACAUUAUUGGACUCUUUUGUUACUUAACUUGCAUUUAAUAAAGAUAAAUGGUCCCGGUCCAAUAGGAAAGGUGCAAUGAAGUUUUCAUGGGAUGAGAACAACAGGGUCACUUCCUGCCUAUUUUCACAGCUCCCUUGACUCAGCUGAAAUAGCUGUAUUCAGUCCACCGCUGUGUAACUGUGGCCAGACAGACCAGUCUGUGAUUCAUCACCGUAAUGAAGCUAUUUUGCUUUCUUUUACUCUCAAUUGCUUAACUGUUCCCAGAAGACCGACCCCGGGGUUUCAGCUGUACAAUGACCUCAGAUGAAUUUGGACAGUUUC